Molecule: messenger RNA, 954 nt
Organism: Halteromyces radiatus
Lineage: Eukaryota; Fungi; Mucoromycota; Mucoromycetes; Mucorales; Cunninghamellaceae
Exons: 3
Coding region: 15-893 (292 amino acids)
Biological process (GO): translation; ribosomal large subunit assembly
Cellular component (GO): ribosome; cytosolic large ribosomal subunit
Molecular function (GO): structural constituent of ribosome; 5S rRNA binding
Source: RefSeq, a predicted model, not a curated record
CCUUUGUCAUCACCAUGCCUUUCGUCAAGCAACAAAAGAACAAGGCCUACUUCAAGCGUUACCAAGUCAAGUACCGUAGAAGAAGAGAGGGCAAGACCGACUACUAUGCUCGUAAGAGACUUGUCGUUCAAGCCAAGAACAAGUACAACUCUCCCAAGUACCGAUUGGUUGUCCGUUUCACCAACAAGGAUAUCAUUUGUCAAAUUGUGUACGCCAAGCUCCAAGGUGACUUUGUCUUGUCUGCUGCCUAUGCUCAUGAAUUGCCUCGUUAUGGUAUCAAGGGUGGUUUGACCAACUGGGCUGCUGCUUAUGCCACUGGUUUGUUGUUGGCUCGUCGUACUUUGACCAAGCUCGGUCUUGCUGAUAAGUAUGAAGGUGUAACUGAAGUUGAUGGUGCUAUUACUAUGACCGAAGCUAAUGAAGAAGGUCCUCGUCCUUUCAAGGCUUUCUUGGAUGUUGGUUUGGCCCGUACUUCCACUGGUGCUCGUGUGUUCGGUGCUAUGAAGGGUGCUUCCGAUGGUGGUAUCUUUAUCCCUCACUCUGGUAACCGUUUCCCUGGUUAUGACAUUGAAACCAAGACCAACGAUGAUGAAUUGUUGCGCAACUACAUCUAUGGUGUCCACGUUGCUGAAUACAUGGAAUACUUGGAAGAAGAAGAUGAAGAAAAAUACAAGAAGCACUUUGCUGGUUUCCUCAAGGCUGGUGUCACCUCUGAUGCUCUUGAAGAUAUGUACACUGAAGCUCAUGAAGCCAUCCGUGCUGAUCCUGUUCACAAGCCUACUGAAAAGAAGGGUGUUCCCGCUAAGCCUUACCGCCGUCAACAACGUCUCAACAAGAAGCAACGUGAUGCUAAGGUUGCUGCUAAGGUUGCUGCUUUCCACAAGUCUGAUUAGGUUAUUCUUUUUUUUUCUGAUGUUUGAAAUAAAAAAUAUACAUCUAUUUGUUUACAAUUUU